UUGACAAUGUAUGAUCAUGCCGAUUUUGUUACAACUUCGCGCCACACAGAUGAGGGGUUAAGUGCCGUGCCAGCCCCUACGCACGAUGCUGCAACCGUGAUCCAUACUCAAUGCGUUCCCGAUGUUCCACAAAUGCUCUCAUCCCAAUCCCAUGUUCCCCCAAGGUUCUGGUCCAAGUAGGUGCCGUUAUUCGUGCGCAUAUCCAAUCUGACAUCAGUUCUAGAUAUGAAUCAAACUCUGGAGCUACCGACGAAACGACGAGCGUCGUGCCAGCUCCUGUUGGCUUUGACAUGCAGCCUUCCGCGUCUGGAAGUCAUGCGGCAGACCCUGUUAUUAUUGCCGAUGAAUCAGACGCAUCAUCUAUAUCAGAAAUCUCUAGGCCGGUAAUGGGAGUCCCGACGAUGGAGAAAGAUCAGAGGGGAAUGGAUAAAGGAGAGGCAGAGUUAAGAAGGGACGCGGCGAACAGGGAGGCAGAGAAAUUGGAGACAGAAAGAAUGGAGAUGCAGAAAACGGAGUCGGCAACCAAGGAGGCGGAGAGAACGGAAGUCGAAAGAAUGGGGAUGGAGAGACAUGAGUCGGUGACCAAGGAGGCAGAAACAAAGAAAGAGCCACGUGUUUCUCCAGCCGCGAAUGCCCAUAAACUUCUCCGAAUGGAGCGAAAGCUUAACAACAAAGAUCUCGUCAUGGGCUGGUACAAGUCCGCGAACUCAGCAGAGCUUCGGUAUCCGCACGAUUGCAUAGCACCCAAGAUCGGUGAUGUCUAUGUCCACUCAUGCAAGAAAGAGGGACACCCGAGGUUUCAGCUAUGGGUGCGACAGAUUAGCCGUGGGAUGACCAUCUGGGUCAAAGCACAUAUUUUCCACAUACACCCCAAAUUACUCGAUCGCAGAUUAACACUGGUAACGACAGGAGAACCUUACUGGACGACGAGACAUUCGCUUUCGGCUACGGGAAAUCGGGAGAGAGCUGGCAAGAUUGCAGAAAUGAUUAUAUAUUGACUAGCCAGGUGGCUUGGUCCUGCACACGAUACUACUUUACGGACCCGGUCAAUAAUGCAAUACUACAACACUACUACCUCAGGCUGCAGGCAGCCUAGGAUCCUUGUGCAAUUACUGUUGACUUACUGCGAGAGUUCCUAGGUGC
Suillus clintonianus is the source of this 1143-nucleotide messenger RNA. RefSeq lists its product as uncharacterized. The transcript is spliced from 2 exons. The record is from RefSeq and is a predicted model, not a curated record. NCBI's taxonomy places the organism in Eukaryota, Fungi, Basidiomycota, Agaricomycetes, Boletales, Suillaceae. The coding region runs from base 111 to 998 and encodes 295 amino acids.